Messenger RNA from Phyllostomus hastatus (greater spear-nosed bat), 698 nucleotides. It is a transcript of the gene BTN3A2, whose product is annotated as butyrophilin subfamily 3 member A2. The record is from RefSeq and is a predicted model, not a curated record. Gene Ontology annotation, molecular function: signaling receptor binding. NCBI's taxonomy places the organism in Eukaryota, Metazoa, Chordata, Mammalia, Chiroptera, Phyllostomidae. Bases 203 to 535 code for a protein of 110 amino acids. Gene Ontology annotation, biological process: regulation of cytokine production; T cell receptor signaling pathway. The transcript is spliced from 4 exons. Gene Ontology annotation, cellular component: external side of plasma membrane.
GCCUGCCGUGUGCCGAGUGCCGGGAGGGUGGUCCCUGCUGCCCAGCCCCUGCUGGCCUCUCUCUGUGCACAGCAGGUCAGGAUGCGGGAGGUGCCUGGUGCCCCGUCUGCCUGCCCUCCCUGUGUGCCUCGCCGUGGUCCAGCUGCUCAGCCCCUGCUCAGCUGAGUUUGCUGUGGUCGGACCCCCCGAGCCCAUCCUGGCCAUGGUGGGUGAAGACGCAGACCUGCCCUGUCACCUGUCCCCGAAUAUGAGUGCUGAGAACAUGGACCUGACGUGGCUGCGACCCAGCCGCAGGCAGGUAGUGCACGUGUACGCACACGGGCAGGAGAACACGUCGGCAGAGGAGUAUCGAGGGAGAACUUCGAUUUUACGAGAGGACAUCACUGCGGGGAAGGCCGCUCUCCGGAUUCACAAAGUCAGAGCCUCAGACAACGGAACCCUACCUGUGUUCUUUCCAAGAUGGAGACUUCUAUGCAAAAUGCCCAGGUGGAGCUGCAGGUGGCAGCGCUGGGCUCUGAUCCCCACAUGGUCAUGAAGGGCUACGAGGCUGGAGGGAUCUGUGUGAACUGCACGUCUGCCGGCUGGUACCCGCAGCCCCAGAUCCAGUGGAGAGACGCCAGGGGACACAGCUUGCCCUCGGAGGCAGCAUCUGAGGCUGCAGACCCCCAGGGCCUUUAUGCAGCUUCAGCCUCUGUGAU